AUGGGAGUAUUUUAUUCAUUUUGUGGAGGGGAGGGAAGAAAGGGUAACGGUAUCAGUAAUACAGACAAGGCUGUAUUGGAUUUAAAGGUUCAAAGAGACAAGUUAAAACAAUAUCAAGUUCAAAUUAAUAUAGUAAUACAAAAAGAAAUAGAGAUAGCUAAAGAAUGUACAAAGACAAAGAAGAGGAAUCAAGCAUUAUUGGCACUAAAGAAGAAAAAAUACCAAGAGAAACUGUUGGAUGAUACCAAUCAAAAUCUUAUAAACAUUCAAGAGAUGAUAUCAAAGAUUGAGUUGGCAGAGUUCCAAGUCAAGAUAUUCGAUAGUCUCAAGAAGGGUAACACGGCACUCAACGCACUUCAAAAGGAAAUGUCUCUCGAAGAUGUAGAGAAUCUAAUGGCAGAGACUGAAGAUGCUAUUGCCUAUCAAAAUGAAAUAUCAGCUGCCCUCGCUGGUCAAUUCUCACCAGAGGAAGAGGAUUCACUCUUGGAAGAAUUGGAAGCAAUGGAGAAACAAAUGACUCAAUUUCCAAAAGUACCAAACAACAAAUUGGAUGUCAAUCUCGAUCAUAUUAUUCCAGCUGUAGAACAACCAACUAAACAAGCAGUUCAAAUUGGUGGUGAAAGUAGUACUAGUACUACUAGUACGAGUAAAGUUGAAGUUGAACCAGAACAACUUGUAAAUGUAGAAGAUAUUAAACCAAUUGAUGUUGAUCAAGAUGACGAUAUUCAAGAAGAAGAACAAGAAGAAGAAGAAGAAGAGGAAAUUGAAAAAGUAGUAAAAGAAAAACCAAAGAAACAAUUGGAAAUGGCAAUGUAA
Cavenderia fasciculata is the source of this 816-nucleotide messenger RNA. RefSeq names its product SNF7 family protein (gene vps20). Lineage: Eukaryota; Evosea; Eumycetozoa; Acytosteliales; Cavenderiaceae. Gene Ontology annotation, biological process: vesicle budding from membrane; late endosome to vacuole transport via multivesicular body sorting pathway. Bases 1 to 816 code for a protein of 271 amino acids. The record is from RefSeq and is a predicted model, not a curated record. The transcript has 3 exons. Gene Ontology annotation, cellular component: multivesicular body; ESCRT III complex.